Molecule: messenger RNA, 762 nt
Organism: Photinus pyralis (common eastern firefly)
Lineage: Eukaryota; Metazoa; Arthropoda; Insecta; Coleoptera; Lampyridae
Gene: Sld5
Product: DNA replication complex GINS protein SLD5
Exons: 2
Coding region: 69-734 (221 amino acids)
Biological process (GO): DNA-templated DNA replication; double-strand break repair via break-induced replication
Cellular component (GO): GINS complex
Source: RefSeq, a predicted model, not a curated record
UCAACAUAACCCAACAUUUUAUUUAUUUUGGAGGGAUUUUUGUUAUAAAUUUCUUUAAUUGGAAUUCAAUGGAUACAGUCGAAAAUGCCGAAGACGUCCAAAGCGAUGAAAGCGAAUACGAAGAAAUUGCCCAUACCGCAGCAGAAGUGCUUGAGCUUAUGGAGGAAGCCUGGUUAAACGAAAAAUUUGCACCCGAAAUAUUACCGCACAAGUACGAUAUCGUGGAGUGCCUUCUUGGUCAAAUAAGCCACGUGGAAGAAAACUUGACCAACGUAGGCAAUGAUGAUCUACGAAGAAGUCUACAUCAAAUGGAAUUAGACCGAUUGCGGUAUUUAGUUUCGAGUUAUUUACGAAUGCGACUGGAAAAAAUCGAAACCUACGUGUAUUUCAUAUUAAAACAAGAAGAGGAAAGAAGCCAAAAAGGGGAAGAAAACUACCUCAAUAAGAACGAAUUAGAAUUUGCCAAAGCAUACAUGCAAAGUUUAGAUCAGCAUUUCACAGACCGAUUGCAUUUUUGGCCUGGAAAUAUUCCCACAGAGUGGAAGAAUCAACUAAUCAUCCCUAAUAUACAUAGUUUCGUGUUUAUGAAAGCGAAAAAUGAGAUUGAAGGUGUAAUGGUUAGUCAUGUAAAUGAAGAAGAGGAAGUUGUAGAUUUAAGAACAGGAUCACAAAUAUUAAUUUCUUAUAGUAAUGUAGGGCAUUUUAUUAAAACUAAUCAAUCUUGUUUAAUUUAAAAAUAUUUUAAUUGUAACUUUGGUUUCA